This is a messenger RNA of Cyclocybe aegerita, 2463 nucleotides long. The record is from the annotation of a GenBank genome assembly. NCBI's taxonomy places the organism in Eukaryota, Fungi, Basidiomycota, Agaricomycetes, Agaricales, Hemipholiotaceae.
AUGGCCGAAGACGGGCCAUCGGUUGCAACUACCCUCAAGAAAAUCGAUAAGGAGAUCGAAAAACUGGAGGAACUUGUGCUCUCGUUAAACAACAAGCAUGCGAUCCUCCUUUCCAAAAAGACAGGAGCUAUUGCGUCCAUUCCCUCCCUACCUCCCGACAUCCUUCUCGAGGUCUUUCACCAUCUCCUAGUCGAGGACAAUGACUCAAAAAUCAUCGUACACCCCUCUCACGUCUGCCAUCUCUGGCGCGAAACUGCUGUCGGCACACCCCUAUUGUGGACCCGGAUGCUGGUUGGCGGGUCUGAAGAAGGGAAGGAUGGCACGACGGUCGAAGAAAUCCUCCGCAAAGUUUUCUUUGGGAGCUCUCAUAGCGGAGAUCCUAGAAGUGACACAGGGCUGCAGAUGGCAGAGCAUCUGCAUAUCGUCGCCGUGCGCGUCCGACUUCGAGCCGCUUUUCGCUCAAUCAACUACGACAGUGACGAGUGCUUGGAGGCGGGCGCUAUCGAUCUUCAAGCGCACUGUGCUCUUACGAGCUUCACGUUUGAUAGCUGGGAGAAGAUUGUGCCCAACAUCUUCGCGGUGCCGUGGACGCAUCUAACAUAUCUAAAGCUCGCAGCCUUCCUGUAUACAGAGCAGUAUCUCCAAAUUCUGGGACAGUGUGUCAACUUGGAAGCAUGUGUCCUCGGCCCCCACACCGACGAAAACCAUCAAUCUCUCGCUGCUCUUCCGCCUAUCCAUCUUCCCAAACUCAAGCACUUGGAGCUACUCGCACUUCCUCUUAUUUGCUGCUACCUCCGCACUCCCGUCAUUGAAGAGCUGGUCCACCAUUCUGACAUUUAUUACGGUAAACGGGGGAGACUGAGGGACUAUCUCAACAGCGUCGGGUCCACCUUGCGGAAGGUACAACUUGCUGGUGAUACCACGACAGUCGCGCGGCGGUUCCGAGUCUCUGAGUUCAUCAAGUCGUUCGAAGUUCUGGAGGAGCUCACUUCUCGGCAUGCAGCUCUUCUUGCUCAACGAGCAGAUUUAUUGUGUCGUCUCCGAGAAGUCCACAUUCCCACCCUACCUCCCGAUAUCCUUCUCGAGGUCUUUCGCCACCUCCUCGAGGAUGACGACAACUCCAAGGGCAUCAUCCACCCAUCCCACGUCUGUCGCCUCUGGCGCGGAACAGCCGUCGGCUCUCCCUCCUUGUGGACCCGGAUUUCAGUGAAUCGCUACGAUAAUGAGGCAAAGGAGGUUGCCAUCAUUGAGUUCGCCGAGACCUGUACCGAACGCGCGAACGGCUGCCUGAUGUCCCUAAAGGUGGAAGCGCAAAAUCUGUCGCAUUCGUCGAAGAAGCUUAUUCGGAGGAUCCUCGAGGUAACCCGAAACAGCAAAUGGGAAAAUAUUGACUUGUCUGCGACGUACACGAGCGAUUUCGAACCCGUGUUUUCUGGGUUGUUGAAUGCGGGAAUUAUAGCAACAGUUCAUACCUUGUCCCUCACAAGCUCCGUUCGCAAGGAUGUUCUCGAGGAUGCUUGGCCCCGACAAGUGUACAACGCUGCUGACUGGGACCUCCACUUGCCAACAGGUGUCAUCAACCUCCAGCCGUAUAUCUCUCUCAGGAGCUUCACGUUCGACUGUAGCCAGGCCUUUAACGUGGAUAUGUACGUCGUUCCGUGGACGCAGCUCACCUAUCUGAAGUUCACUGGCGUGACGGAUCCGGCGCUGUAUCUCCCCAUUCUGCGCGGGUGUUUGAAUUUGGAAACAUGCGUCCUUGGAACGUACGAUCCCAGCAGCGAAAUUACUCCAGCCGCUGCGAGUCUACCAUUGGUUCAUCUUCCGAAGCUGAGGCGCUUGGAACUCAUCUCCAGGUGGAUGCCUCAGCUCAUACCCUUGAAAAUUCGCACUCCGGCCAUCGAAGAGCUCGUCCUGCAGUUUGAAAGUGAAGACGAUGACGGUAUAUGGCAGGAACUGUUUGGCUAUCUCGACAGUAUUGGGGACACCUUGCAGAAAUUGCAGGUCCCCAAGGCUAUGGCGCGCUACGAAUUUGGGCCUUCCAUUAAAUUAUUGAAUGUUCUGGAGGAGCUCGUUGUCUCCGGCUCGUUCGAUAGCUGUUGGAGCGCAGAAGAUGUGCCAGGCUCAAGUCAUCUCGAAGGCGUCCGAGAUUUUUUAUCCGAGAUUUCACGUGCUGUUAAGGUCGGCGGGGUCAGGCAUUAUCCGCUCCCUCACCUGCGGACGCUGGAAAUGAAAGGUCAGAUCUUUCGAGCCGACGAAAUCCUCCGUGGUUACGUUCUCGAUUUCAUGGACGCACGGAUAAAGCAUGCACAGUUCGGUCUAGAAGGCGUUUCGGUACAUCCGCGGCCCAUAGAGCGCGUCGUCUAUCGGUUGGCGGAUGAAGCGAGGGGAAAGCUACAGAAGCAGGCGGCCCGCUUCGAAAGUUGGAGGAAGGAAGGGAUCGUCACUGUCGAGAUCGAAGACUAA